Siniperca chuatsi (mandarin fish) is the source of this 5571-nucleotide messenger RNA. It is a transcript of the gene kcnk2a, whose product is annotated as potassium channel, subfamily K, member 2a. The record is from RefSeq and is a predicted model, not a curated record. The coding region runs from base 510 to 1766 and encodes 418 amino acids. NCBI's taxonomy places the organism in Eukaryota, Metazoa, Chordata, Actinopteri, Centrarchiformes, Sinipercidae. Gene Ontology annotation, biological process: stabilization of membrane potential; potassium ion transmembrane transport. The transcript is spliced from 9 exons. Gene Ontology annotation, molecular function: potassium ion leak channel activity; outward rectifier potassium channel activity. Gene Ontology annotation, cellular component: membrane.
GUGUCCAGCUGGUACACAGUGCUCACUGAGGUCCUGCGCUGCGGAAUGUCAUGUAAAAAAAAAGCCAUGUAUAAAGAGCAACAAAGUCCUUGUAGGAAUGAGGUGAGGGUGGAUGGAUGAGUCAAACAAACACAGGAUGAGACGUAACUGUCUACGGUCGAUGUAGACUUUGCGCUACUGUGGACUCGACUUCUGCGCGCGCGCAGAGCUCACACGGAGCGGAAUGCACGCUAGAGGGCUGAAAGAGGAGAAAGAGAGAAAGACCAGAUAAAGCUCUUUGCAGGGACACGUGGAUGCAAUAAGACGUAUUUUGCCAGCGCAGCGUGAGUGUCCGAGCAGCGGUAAAAGUAGAGGAGAGGAGCAGAAGAAAAACGGAGCGCGUGUUCGUCCCCCCGCUUCAGCACUGCAGGGAGGAGACACGCAGAGGAGGAAAGAUUCCCUUAAACGCGGUGAGAGUGUCGGAUGAGGAGAAGAGGAGAGCGGAGGGCAUCGGAUAGGCAACAACAAGGAUGGCAGCUCCAGACUUAUUGGACCCUAAAUCUGCCACUCACAACACCAAGCCCCGCCUCUCCUUCUCCACAAAGCCAAUCACACUGACUCCCGGGGAGGAGAGUGAGGUGGUUGCCACAGUGAUGAAAUGGAAGACGGUGACAGCCAUCUUUCUUUUGGUGGUUCUGUACCUGGUGAUGGGAGCAGCAGUCUUCAGAUCCCUGGAGCAGCCUCACGAGAGUGCCCAGCGUUUGGCCAUCCUGUCCCAGAAGCUGGAGUUCCUGUCUAGACACUCCUGUGUCAACCAGAGCCAGCUGGAGGAGCUGGUUAAGCAAGUUGUGUCUGCGAUCCGUUCAGGAGUAAACCCGGCAGGGACAAUGACCAACCACAGCAGCCUGUGGGACCUGAGCUCUGCCUUCUUCUUUGCUGGGACUGUCAUCACAACCAUUGGUUUUGGGAACAUCUCUCCUCACACAGAAGGUGGAAGGAUUUUCUGCAUUGUCUAUGCGUUGCUAGGGAUACCUCUCUUCGGCUUCCUUUUGGCUGGUGUAGGAGAUCAGCUCGGCACCAUAUUCGGCAAGGGCAUCGCCAGAGUGGAGAAAAUGUUCAUGCACUGGGACAUCAGUCAGACAAAGAUCCGCAUUAUCUCCACCCUGCUGUUUGUGUUGUUCGGCUGCCUGCUGUUUGUGGCGCUCCCAGCAGCAAUCUUUAAACACAUCGAGGGUUGGUCUGCGCUGGAGUCCCUUUACUUUGUGGUCAUCACCCUGACUACCAUAGGAUUUGGAGACUUUGUGGCAGGUGGUUCAGAAAUAGAGUACUUAGAUUACUAUAAACCAGUUGUAUGGUUCUGGAUUCUGGUGGGACUAGCCUACUUUGCUGCCAUCCUCAGCAUGAUAGGGGACUGGCUCAGAGUCAUCUCCAAGAGGACGAAAGAAGAGGUAGGAGAGAUCAGAGCUCAUGCUGCAGAGUGGACGGCUAACGUCUCAGCAGAGUUCAAAGAAACACGUCGCCGUGUUAGCGUUGAGAUCUACGAUAAGUUCCAGCGUGCCACGUCAAUUAAACGCAAACUGUCGUCAGAGCUGGGAUUUAGCCCUGGCCCUGAGCUCACUCUGCCCAGGAGGACCGUGUCAGUCAAUUUCAACGAUGAACGGGACAGGAACGAGAAGCAGGCCGAGCUGGAGGGCCUGAUGACACCUCUGGCAAAAAACGGUGGUUUGUUCAUGAACGGAUUAGACCCAGAGAGAGGAGAUAGCUCAGUCAUUGAACACCUCAAGUAGAAAGAGGACGGUCAACACCUUUCGAGAUCUUUCCAUGGUUUUUCCAUGUGUCAUCCUUGGUGGCAUCAGUGCUGAGAGCAGAGUUGCUCGACCAAAUGAACUGUUUUUAUUCAAAAAUCAAGUAACAAUGAUAAAGUGGUGCUUUGUGACCCCAACAGUGACAUCUUCACCCCUCUACAGGGAUGUAAGCCUUGUUCAUGAACACUCCAGUGGAUUUUUUGACAGUGGGUCAGUUUUCUCACUUCAUCCCGCCAGUGAACAGAACAUAAGUUUAUCUUGUUGAAAUCAACAGCUAACCCUUGCUAAAGGACAAAAGACAUUUAGAGAAAAAAACACAUAAAAGUGCAGUUUUUGGUAACCUAAUAUCUAAAAGUCAGAAGAAUAUCCAUGAUGCCUGUCUGUGUUUGCAACACUUCAAUAUUUUACAUUCUAACAAUUUAGGAUAAAUUUUUACAACGCAGCUUUACAACUUACGAAUAAUUUUGUUUUUGUUUGUUGCCAUUUUCUUUCUUUAUUGAGUUGUCAGUUUAGUCAGUUGAUGUUAUACAGGCAGUCAGGAAACAUAGGGAAGAGAGAGAGAGAGAGAGAGAGAGAGAGAGAGAGAGAGAGAGAGAGGUAUUACAUGCAACAAAGGUCCCCGGCUGGAUCAAACCAUGGGCGGUGCAGUUAUAUGGUGUGUGGCUUUACCCCUCGGCCAUGUUUUUAAGAAGGACGCUGCUGUUUGCCAUCUGCAUUCAGAACAACACUGACAAUCCCAGAAGGAUGUUAACUGAAACAUGUAAGAGAUGUUACAUAUAUGGUGGGAUGUGAUGAUAUGAGAAUUGUAAAUGUUACAGAAGAUCAUGUCUGAACUACAAAGAUGGUGGACUCGUGAUGGGGAGAGGUAGAUUUUGUGCUAAAUGACUGCAGAAUGUAAAGAUGUUGAGAUUGUGAGAUGGUGGGAUUUGAUAUUGUUUGAACUACAGAUGAGAUGGAGCAGUGUGCUCUAUUGAACUACACAAAUGGAGGACUGUGAUGUUGAUCAAGCUACAAACUGAGUACAGAGAAUUUCUAGAUUGAGCUCACAUUAGUGGCUAAUUUGUCAGAUUUCCCACCUGGGAAAAGUUGAUAACUCUAAUGUUGAAAUAUUUGCAGCUCUGAAAAAUGUCAGUCCUUCACAAAAACUAAAAUAUAAGACUUAAAAGCAUAUGCAGUUUAAAGUCUUUCUGUAUAUAAUUUCCACUAUUGUAAUCGGCUGAAUCAACUGAAUAUAUUGUGGAAUAGUAGCUUAGGUAAAAGAGGUUACAGGGUAGGAUACUGAAUUUAUUAUCUAUUGCUUAUUACAGAUGGGUUUCUAACAAUUAUAAUCACUACCACAGACCACUGAAAUUGCUUUCAUUUAUUUUUGGCAUAUUUUUCCUCCAAACCUGGUACAACAUGUACUGUAGUUAAAUGUUUAAUUUACACAUUCAGUUUAAAUAGUUACUGUCGUUAUCAACAACAAGUAUAAGCCAUUUCAAAGUAUAACUUCCUUCCCAUCAUUCAAACAUGGUUUUGAGUAACCAAAGAGUGAUGUCUCUAUCUUACCUUUAAACUGGAGGAUGUGUAGCUUCUUAUCAGAGCUAAGAAUUUACUCUGUUUGAUCACUGUAGUUUCCAGCAGUCCUACAGUCUUGUUGUUUGGAGUGUAGUGAGUCUUUACUCCUACUUUUGAUGUCUUUAUAAUGUUGUCACCUCAACAUUUUGUUUUUUUUAUGGAAGGCAUCAAUAGAUGAUAUAACUCUUCUUAGUUUUAAAGAAGAGGAAGAAGAUGGAUGUGGUUCAAAGUGGUCAAAGUGUGUCUUUCUGAUUCUGGAUGUAGUUUUUAAAAGGAAUUAGAGCACUGAGUGGCUCUAUGCGGCAAUUUGUCAAACAAUUGCUGUGCCUUAAACUCUUUACUUUGCCAAACCAAGGCCGAGCACAACAAACUGGGAGGUGGACAACUGAUUUAACAAGAGUUCAUACUUAUUUUUGUGUUAUCAGUGACAAUUAUUUACUUCAACUGAGGAAAAUGAGGUGUUUUAUAAGCCCAAAGCGGUUGGUCUGUAUCCAGUCCAACAAAACAAAAUCAGUUGUUCACACUCAUGAUGUUCUGCUGGGCUGGAUCCACAUGUGGCCAUAUUCAUUCAAUAGUGUUUUUAUAUUAAUAUAAUUUGUAUGGCUCAGUGGAUAAAGUAAGUAGACUGUUGCAGGCUCUUAUCUGUUUUAGUGUCUGGAAGCAGAAAAUGUUCUGGGAAAUUGUAGCAGUCACAUAUGAAUGAUGCAGUGACCCUUUGAGCUGAAAUGUUCAUUUAUACUCUGACACAUAAUGUAUCGGAGAAUCAGAUUGGCCUCUGACACAUUUUGCGUGUCAGAGGUUAUUCCAGCAAACGUUUCAGUUUCUACUCUCUGCUGACCGACCCAAAGCUGCUAUAGCUCACAGUAAACUAUUUUUGAGUAGUGCUACCAAAUAUGCAAAUAAUUGCAAGAAAUGUCAAUUACAAGGAAAUGUAUCUGAUCUCUGUCUGUCAUUGUCAGCUGUCAUACCGCUGGUGUCCUGGAGAACAUUGUAUCUAAUUUAAUCAAUUUACUGUGGACAUUUAUGAACUGAAGGAUAAGAGUGUGAGAAACUUGGAGAAAUUGAAUCAUUUGUGUUUACAUUGUUGAGAUAUUAUGGUUUGAUAGGUGGAUUCACGGAUUUGCACACUGACAGGUCAUGAAAGUUUCAAUGCUACAGUUCAAGAAUAAAUUCUGUUUUAAUGCCCAGCUUCACACACACACACACACACACACACACACACACACACACACACACACACACACAAUGAGGGUUUUCUUCCAUGUGUGUACGCCUGCCAUUGAAAAUGCACUUUGAUUUAACAGCCUUUGAACGUAACAACAUGCUAUACUGUAGCUUCCACAGCUAACCAGUCCAUCCAAUCAGAAGGCUUCAAUUUUGUUGCUAUGUGGCAUUAACGACAACUACACGGUUUAACACACAAACUUUUCACUUUAACAAUCCAAGCAAGAGAAUUUUACCCUCAGAUUAUUAACCACAUACAUGAGGAGUGUGAAACCAAUUUAACAACUUAACAAAAUGAUUCAUGUUGAGAAUUUACUGAGAGGGUUUUGAAUGAAUCUAGUGAAUGUAAUGACAAAGAAAAGAAGAAAUAAGUCUGUGGUGCAGCUUGUAGUUUUAUAUGGUAUCAAUGAUAUGCUGAGAACAGCAGGUAAAAAACCUAAUGAAUCAUAAACCUUGCUAUAAGGAUUUGGUUACUAUUAUUUGAGCUUUUUUCAGUCCUAACUGACUUGUAUCUGCGAGAAAGGAUUAUUUUAAUUCUAUCAGACGUCCUAACGAGUCUUUAAGAAGCCCACUGGACAUCCUAAUUGUGCUGAUAGAAAGAUGGAAUAUACUGUAGAUGUUUUGACUUUUACUAUAGCAGUCUCUAUGGUUCAGUACUAACACUGAAUGGAAACAGUAUUACACUGUGUAGUUGCUGGUUGGUCUGCCUUUGCCUUCUGUCUUUGCUAUUCAGUUUGUUAGCAUGACAUUGUUACGCAAUCAUCUUAUUUAGCUGUGCUAAAAUGAAACUAAGACUUUUAUUUUCUGUUAAUGUGCUAGAUAUGUUAAUACUUUUUAUGACGACGUUUUUUUUUCCUAAACUGUAUGUUUGUACUUGUAGUGUUUCAACACUGUGAGUCUGGGAGAACACAUUGUAUUAAUAAUGUCUGUAGAGCUUGUCUAAACACAAUGUAACAAGGAGUUUUAUACAAUAUAUGACUUGAAAAUAUAACAGAUUUUAAUUCUU